CCUGAAUGCAGCCUAGGAAGAGCUCGAAACAAGUUUAAGCUGCUAGCUGUGCUUACAGGCUGCAAGGUGUUUUAUGUGGGCUUCUGUUUGCCAGUAAACUGCCUCCCACUUUUACCAAGAUCCAGAAAUCUUCAGUGUGUUCCCUGAAAUUUUGGCUUAACCUAUAAGCAUGUCUGAAAUGAAUUGUAUGACACCCAAUGAAACAUAGGCCAUCAGUUCUAGUGCACACAAAUACAAUUUGGAGCCCAUUUACUGAAAUUCAGACCCCUGUGCAACCCUGGCCCUCUCAGACUUGACAAGGUAAAUCAGCUCCUCCCAAAUUCCUCCUGUGUCCCCAUCUUGCAUUCCCUUUCACACCUUUCAUGAAACCCAGCAAGAGCCAGCCCCCAAUGGAGGUGGUUUCUGUGGCAACUCUAGAAGUCACCCUUCGAGUGAUCCAAGAACUGUACAUCUUCCCACUGGGAGGAGCAGGCACUUUAAGGAAAGCCAUGAUGGACAGUCACAAACUGCCGUGUGUUUCGGUAGCUCCCGUGGCUGCCUGGGAGAUGCAUUUGUCACCUAGCAACGACAUAAGGUGAUGAGGAAAUAACAGCAUGUUAAUCUAAUGGCCAUGAGUUAACAUCUAUCAGGGAGCAAGUCCUCCCAUGUCCACCAAUGAGGUGAAUAUAAUUGAGGGGGAAAGAGAUACCAAACUUUUCACCCAGCACGAUGUGCAGAGAAGUUUUAAAAGCACCAAGCCACAGAGGGUAAAACACUGCUGCAAACAAAGCUCUUCCAAUGUUUCUCACACUAAUGAUGCGGAGACCUGGAGCUUUGUGUUUUUCUUCAUGGAUCACAGCAGGAACUGGAGUGCUGUGUCUAACCUUCUUCCAGUCCGCAGACUCUGGGUCGGACUGUGAGCUGGGCGAGAGGUGCAUUGGACAGAACGAUGGAAACUUUAGCAGCUGGUAUGUGUGGUUCCUGGUGCUGUUUCUGCUGGCCAUGCUCCUGUCCUGCGGGAUCUGCUGCUGCCUGCAGUGCUGGCUGAAGCGGCGGAGCUGCCUGCCCCGACGCACCGUGGCUGUCUUUGCCCUCAGCAGCUCAGAUGCCUUUUGUGCUACUGAAGCACCUCCGUGCCCAUUCUCUGGAUCCCUGAGUCCCUGCAUGACUGCAGAGAUUUCUUCUUCUCCUGCCCCGUGCUUCAGCCUCGGGGGAACCGAAUUGCCUCCGUCUUAUGAGGAUGUUGUGAAGGAAAACAAGGUCUAGACACCACAUGUCGGCUUUCAGUGAUCCUGCUUGAUUCAUCAGAGAUCUUCCAUCGUGCCAAAGGAGUGUGAGAUCAAAUCAGCCUUUUCCACAGGUUGGCCAAGACUGAAAAGCAGCACACAUUUCAUCUGAACCUGAAAGAUGAGACUAAAUGCAACAGAAUAAAUGCCAAAAGUAUGUGUUGAAUCUGUCACAGGAGUUCUUCAGCUUGACAUUUUGAUAACUCUGGAUUUCAAGAAGCUUCCUCAAAGGCCUGUGUGCAUUUGGGGAUUCUGGCUCAGCCUCUAGAUUUAUCUCUCUAAGGCUGCUUCAGCUGGUGCAACCCCAUGUAUUUUAGGACCAAAUGUUGAUAAAUGACUUGGUAGUUACUUCUCAAGCUUGGGCUGCCUCCUUCACUCGGCACUGUGCCAAGAAACACCCUCUGGCAAAGUCAUGCUGUUCUAAUACAUUGCAAUGCAAUCAUGCCACUCUGUGAUGAAGGAUCGUUUGCCACAUUUAAAAUAUUUAGCACAGCAUAUCAGAUUUGUCUAGUGCAAAAGGCAGCAAAUUUAUGGCCAGGGAAGAGAAAACAAGAGACAGGAAUUAUGUAGGAGUAGCAGUGGCAGGAGCUGGUUACAGAGUCUUAAAAAAAGUGAGUUUGCUCAUUUGAGCUUUGCUUAAUUUCAUGAUGACUGUUCUCAGCUACUCUUGCCCUAGAAUUGCAGACCAGAAGGCUUUGAAUGGCCCAGGACCCACGUGGAAGUUCCCCACAGACAUGAAUUAGGGGCUUAGAUAUUUAGUACUUAACUACAGAAAUCUAUUAGGAUAAAGAAUACCUUUUUUUUUUUUGAGGUGAUCACUGCAGACAGGAUGGAAAAAUACUUUAAGAAGCCAUCCAGACUGCCUUGUGCCCAAGCAGGAUCAGCUCAACCAAAGUCAUUCCUUGGAGAUAUUAGCCUAACUAGUUCUCAAAUUACUGAAGAAAGAUGCUGAGUUUUCCCCUUAGCUGGAUUCCAGAUGAAAGCAGAGAUUCCCCUUUUUUUGUCAUGGGCAGGUCACUGAAGGCUGAAUUCAGCCUGCCUGACCACUCUGCCUCUGCUCUCUCAGUGCAAAGGGCUGGGGUG
Molecule: messenger RNA, 2348 nt
Organism: Passer domesticus (house sparrow)
Lineage: Eukaryota; Metazoa; Chordata; Aves; Passeriformes; Passeridae
Gene: TMEM207
Product: transmembrane protein 207
Exons: 6
Coding region: 778-1245 (155 amino acids)
Source: RefSeq, a predicted model, not a curated record